CCCAAACCCCUCCCAGUCCUCUCCCCUGAAAAAUCCCCCACAUCUGACCGGCCAAAAUAUGGACGGCGAUGGACCGCCGCCGCCGGCCGCAUCGGUGGCGUCGGUGCUCGGCGACGACGACCUCUUCCGCGAGAUCCUCCUCUGCCUCGGCUUCCCCAACCUCCUCGUCCGCGCCGCCCUCGUCUCCAAGCGGUGGCUCCUCCACGCCUCCGAUCCGGUCUUCCUUCGCCGCUUCCGCGAGCGCAACCCGCCCCGCCUGCUCGGAUUCUACGCCGGCUACCCCGGCCGGUAUCAGUUCGUGCCGCUCCCGCAGCCCCCGGAGCUGGCCGCCCUCUCGCGCCGCCCGGCCUCUUCCUGCGACGGCGCCUUCGCCCGCGGAGCCGAGCGACUCAUCCACUGCCGGAACGGCCGCCUCCUCACUGCGUUCCGCAGCCGCUGGCGCCAGCUACGCGGCGGCAGUUUCAAGCACUAUCUCCUGGCGCCGCUGCUCGCCGGGGAGGCCCCAACCGUCCUCCCACCAGCACCGCCGCCCAUCCACGGGCGCGCUCUAGCGAGAUUCACGCAGAUGUUCCUACCCGAGGAUGGGGGCCGCGACGGCAUCACCUUGGUGAAUCUCUUGAUGGUCGGCCGAAAAGUCUAUGCGGAAGUGUACACCCUGGGAUCCGGCGGAUGGGACUUCCCUGGCACCGAGGUGAUAGAGAUAGAGCUCCCGCAUGCCACAACCUUCCUGCAAGAAAUGCUGCCGCCCGUUCAUGGCAAGGCCUUCGUGGUGACCACCUCUGGGUACACCCUGGGUCUUGACUUGGCCACGUCAACCUUCUUCACCCUCGAGCUCCCAGUUGGAGUGUGGCGCAGUUACCUGCUGUCAUCUGCGAAGGAUUCCGGGCUUUAUCUCGUUAGUGCAGACGGAUUUCAGCUCAGCGUGUGGCUCAAUGGGAUGACGGGUGAUGAUUAUGGUGCAGCCGGUUGGUUGCUGGUGGACACAUUUAGUAUCCACGAGGCAUGCACACGUUUUACUGAUCAAAAUCAGACUUCGAUGCCACAAGAUGGUGAUUUUCUUCGUGUUGCUGCAGUUGGGGACAACGCCGAGUUUGUAUUCUUGGAUUAUGCAACAUAUGGUGUUGUCCUUUAUGUUCAUCUGAGGAGCAGAGUGGUUGACAAGGUGUAUGAGCAGGCACCGUAUCAUCAUGGUAAUAUUCAUCCGGGUAUAAGCCGCAUACAUAUCUCUCCCUUUAUGAUGAUGUGGCCACCUGUUUUCCCUGCACUGAACAGAAGACAUGAUCAAGAGCAAUGAUCGCAGUGUGUUUGAUCUUUGUUAUAACGUCGACUUCUAUAAUAGCAAGCUAUGUUUCUCUGGUGAGUUUCUCAAGCAGACUGUGGUGUGCCAGCAUCAUUGAACAGUCUAGAAAGAUCUUGGUUCUCCUCCAGACAUUCUCCAUUCCUCUCUCCAUCAUUAGCAACCAAGAUUUCUGGUUGUUUGUGCUUCAUCUCAGUUAUCGGAGACAGAACCGCUUUUAAAAGAUAUCCUGAUAGGUGGAUACAUGGAAGUUGCUGUGGAAAAGCUUGCUUCAAGGCCAUUACAUCCUCCUCCGGUUCUCCAUGCAUACUACUCUUGGGUUAGGUCAAUUUAUCAUCUCAUGAGAUUCAGGAAGCAGCAGUCACUGCAGAAUACCAUUACAAAUUUACAAUGCAUCUGAUAGAACAAUGUCAUGUCGACAUCGCAUAUUUAUUGCUGUUUGCUCCCAUGAAACUGGACGCAGACAAAUUCCACCCAAGAGUAAUAAUGGAAAAUUGAAUUUGCAUUU
Triticum urartu is the source of this 1805-nucleotide messenger RNA. RefSeq lists its product as uncharacterized. The record is from RefSeq and is a predicted model, not a curated record. Gene Ontology annotation, molecular function: protein binding. NCBI's taxonomy places the organism in Eukaryota, Viridiplantae, Streptophyta, Magnoliopsida, Poales, Poaceae.